Paramisgurnus dabryanus is the source of this 2855-nucleotide messenger RNA. The record is from RefSeq and is a predicted model, not a curated record. Lineage: Eukaryota; Metazoa; Chordata; Actinopteri; Cypriniformes; Cobitidae.
AAACCACUUGCGUUUCACUCAGCGUGUUUGACCGAAUGGAUCACGGGUAUUUGUUUACAGGACAGGAAUGUAAAGCUUUUUUGUAGCAAACUGAGAAUAUGGAGAAGAUACCCAGAGAGCGAGUUGAUAAAGAGGAAAUGGAGAUGCAGAUCCCCUCCUACCCCCUGCCUCUAGAAAUACAGCAGAUGGAUCAUUCAGAGAAGGCCUGCCGUUACUGUGGCGUGAGCUAUUUGAUCCUGCACGAGUUCCAGCGUCUGCAGGAGCGUCUGCUGGAAGUGGAGAGGGAGCUGGAUAGAGAGAGAGGGAGUGUGGAGAGAGAGAGAGCAUUGAGAGAGGAGCUCCAGCAAGCCUACACUCAUCUGGAGGAGAUGAAGGCAACCGUGCUUCAGCAUGAGGAAACCACAAGGGCCCUUGACCUGCAGCUGUGCGUGGUCAGGCAUGAGAUAGAGAGCGUGAGGACAGACAAAGAGAGAGUGUGUACGGAGCUGGAAAAUGAGCGCUCUUGCCGCCUGCACCUGAGACGGCGGUGUGUACAGCAGCAGCAGGUUCUCAGUAAAGCUCUGGCCGUACUGCAGUCGUCUCGUGGGGAAAUGACGACCAUAAAGAACCGGUUUUUAUACUUCCUCGAGGACUGGGACAACAGCAAAGCACUGAUACAGCAGAGUUGCAUCAGCGCUGACGCAGAGUGUGCGCACCUGCAGCACGAAGUGGGCAGGUUGGAGGCGGAGCUGAAGAGGCUGCAGGAGGAGAUGCCUGACUUGAGGGAGUGUCUGAAUGCUGCAAGAGAGCAGAUUUUGCAGUUGGAGAGUCAAGUCCAGACCCAGAAGCUACUGCAGAAUCAAAACCAGGAAGCCCAUUCUUUCAUACAGGGCUUGAGGGAGGAGGUAAGGGCCCUGGAAAAAAAUCUUGAGAAAACCACGCAUGAACGAGAGCAUGUAAAGAAACUACUGGAGAUGAAGUCUGCAGAGAAGGAAGAACUACAAGAGAUGUGGAGCCAACAGGCCAGCGAGCAGAAGGCUGCAGUGGAGAGGCUGUCCCGAGACUUGAGGGAAAAUGAGGAGAGUCGGUUGUCAUGUCAACAGCGAUGCAAGUCCCUGCAGGAGCAGCUGUUGGCGUGGCAACAGAAAGAGGAGGAGGUGACCCGGAGACUGGAGCGGGCGGAGGUCGAGAUGAAGGACCUGAGAGAAGCCCGAUCCGCUCUACAGCAGGAGAGGGAGGAGUUAAACAGGAUUCAUGCAGAAAAACUAGAGAGAUUGGAGGAGAGCUUCAGGAAGAGACUGGAUGAUGCAGAAGAGCACAGUUCAAAGAUGGAGGCUUGUCUCGAGCAGAAACAGGCUGAACAGGUGAAACAGCUGUAUCAGUUGGAGAUGGAGUUAAGGAGAGAAGCGGAUAUUGAAUUGGACAUCCACAGACAGAAAAGCCAGGAGCUACUUGAAAAAUACCAGACUGAAAACCAGCAGCUGCAAAAGAAGAUUCCCCAUCUGCUGCGUUCAGCCACACAGGAGCUCAAAGAGGAGCUUGCAGUGCUGCAGGAGCGCAUUAAACAGCAGGAAGAGGAAAGCCAGCGUUCUCGUGAGAGCGCCACACAGAGGGAGCAACAAGUACUGCAGGAACUGCAACAAGCUCAGAAGAACUUACAGCAGCUCAGAGAAGAGAAAGCAGCCUUAGAAAAAGAGACCUAUCUUCUGGAGGAGACAGUAAGGCGAGAAUGUGAGGAACGAGAAGAACUGACCUCAGCCCUGACCCUGGCUAAAGAACAGCUGCAUCUCAACACGAAACCCCUCGAUACCCAAACACACCCCCGACUCUCCAGAUCUACAGCAGCACACCCUGACCUCCCUUCUUCUAAACUCACGCCCAAUCUGAUCCAUCCUCACACACGCAACCAUGGCACAACCUCCACUCAGGGCAGCAGACGUAGGGGUUUGGCUGAGUUACAGUCUGGGAGUGUGAGCAGAAGUGUGGCUUCCUGGCAUGGAACAUCAAGGCCUGUUUCAACCCUUCCCAAAAUCAACAAAGAGAGAGUCUCUUCAGUAAAUGACUCGAAUCUGACCGCUUUAUUGAGCAGAAAGAACAAACUCUGAUUCUUAUAAACAUCAUUCGGAUGCACACGCAGUAUCUUGGGAUGUUUCCGUAUUGUUUACAUUUGAGCGGGUGCUCUUAAUUUGCAUGUUUGUAUUGUUAUGUGUCUUUUGCGAGGGCUAUGUGGACACAUGACACAAACUAAAGCCAACAUGUAUUGAUCCAAAAAAAACAUGCAUACGUAUUUUCAAUCCUUUCAUAGCAGCAAGAUAUUCAAACACCACCCACAGAUCCAAAUCUCCAGCGAUACACAAUGGCUUUUACCCUAAGACAUUGCCCUGAUGCAACUGCUAACACACAGAAACCACUCAAAAGGUCUGUGUCACGAACACUUAGCCACAUCCUUCUACAAUUUUGAUAUGUCAAACACGGAUACACGCACCACACUUUUACAAAGUUUGUCCACACGCACAUUUUAUAUUGACUUCUGCAUUAUUUUUUAUAUCUUAUGCAAUUGACAUUGGUGUCAGUGUGCCCAAGGACUUUCCAUAUUCUCUCUAUUUCCACUUUUUUUCAUAUUGCUGAGGGGUGUGAUGAAUGAGUGUGCGACAUUGAAGUUAUUUCCUAUCUCAAAGAUGGCAGGAAAUAACUUGAUCUUGCUACUUUUAUCCUUGGUUUUCUUUCUUUAUUACUUUCUUUGUUCAAUACCUUGUUUAUCUGUGCUUUGUACAAGGACUAUUACGAAAUGUGUCUUGAAAUGGUCAUUUUUUAUUGCCAAAACCUUGAUGAUAAAUGUUUCAGUGAAACCACUACCAUGUGCCAAUAAAUUGAAU